This is a messenger RNA of Racocetra persica, 482 nucleotides long. The record is from the annotation of a GenBank genome assembly. Lineage: Eukaryota; Fungi; Glomeromycota; Glomeromycetes; Diversisporales; Gigasporaceae.
UCUUGCAGAGAUCAAUACUAUACAAGCUAAGGUAGAGGAAAUUAGAAGCUGGUAUAAGUAUAGAAAACAUUUUGAAAAAAGGCUUGAUGAUUUACCCGAAAAUAAAAGAAAUGAUAAACGAGCUUGUGAUUUAGCAAGUGGGGGAAUUUAUGAUAAAAUGCUACAGUAUCUUUCAGGUAUUUCUCGUGCAAGCUUACGCAAAAGAACUCAAAGAACUAAACCUAUAUAUAAAUUAUUUAGCGCAAUUGGAGAAGAUAAAAUUAGUCGAAUUAAAUCUUAUAGUGCAAAUAAACUCUCAAAGCUAACUGAUAAACAAAUUGAUAUAAUUAUAAACCAUUAUACUACCAAAAUACUAGUGCGUGACCAAAAGUCUCGCACUCACGUGACAGAAUCCACUUUAAAAUCCGGAUUUAAUCUGAGUGAUAACAAAAAUCACACGACCAAACCAUCUAGCUUAAAAGACGUAUCAAAUAUUGAGGCAA